This is a messenger RNA of Xyrauchen texanus (razorback sucker), 6161 nucleotides long. RefSeq names its product interferon-induced very large GTPase 1. Gene Ontology annotation, molecular function: GTP binding. The transcript has 6 exons. The coding region runs from base 243 to 4115 and encodes 1290 amino acids. Lineage: Eukaryota; Metazoa; Chordata; Actinopteri; Cypriniformes; Catostomidae. The record is from RefSeq and is a predicted model, not a curated record.
AUUCAGGUAAACCAGUCGAACAUGACUAACUGCACUCACACAGACUUCUUCCUGCUACUAUAAGAGAAUAAGAAACUUUAAAGCUUGCUGAAUCGCCCUCAUACAGUUCAACAUGCUUUGGGAUCACAAUAGAGCUGCAAUAGAAAAGUGUAAUUGAAACUCGCUGGAGUCUCUGACAGGAGAGAUGUCAUGAAUCCGAGAUGAUGAUGAGUUGAAGACGGAGGAGAGGACAGAAGAUCAUCAUGUCUGACACGGAGAGCAGAGUGACCGUUGUGCACAAUCCAGCUCACAGGAGAAGAUGGAGCAUGGUUGAACCCCCGAUGAUGAGGAUUGUUGUGCUGGGGACGAAUGCUUCAGAAAACAGACGAGUGGGAAACCUGCUGUUAGGAAGAGCAGCGUUUGAGACUGAAGAACCUCCAGAUGUUGUAGAGAGAGUUGGAGGAAAACACAUGACAGUCAUCAACACUCCAAACAUCUCACUCCAUCAGAUGACACAGAGAGUGAGAGAGUGUGUGUCUCUGUCUGCUCCAGGACCUCAUGUGAUCCUUCUGGUACUGAAACAUGAUCAGUGUUCAAGAGAAGAGAAAGAGUGUGUGGAGAUGCUGCUCAACUCUUUCUCUCACACUGUUUAUCAACACACCAUGAUGAUCACCACACACGAGUCACACACUCAAGUCAAUGACAUUAUACAGGAAAUCAUUCACAAAUGCAACGACAGACACUUCAGACUGGAGAGAAACAGCACUCCUGCUCAACUGAUGGAGAAAUGUCAGGACAUUGUACACAGUAAUGAUGGACAGUAUCUGGUUUGCAAAGAAGGAGUUACAACAGGGAGCAGAGAUGAUGUGAGGAUUGUGCUGCUGGGAAAAACUGGAGUUGGGAAAAGUGCAACAGGAAACACCAUCUUAGGAAGAGAAGCAUUUGUAGCAGAAGAAUCGCAACGGUCAAUUACUAAAGAGUGUCAGAGAGAAACCGCAGAAAUCAACGGCAGACACAUCACUGUGAUUGACACUCCAGGACUGUUUGAUACUGAACUCAGUCAUGAAGACAUCCAGAGAGAAAUCACUAACUGCAUCUCAAUGAUACUGCCAGGACCUCAUGUGUUCAUUAUUGUGUUGAAUUUAGGACAACGAUUCACUCAAGAGGAGGCGAAAUCAGUGAACAUCAUUCAAGAGACGUUUGGUGAACACUCUUUAAUGUUCACCAUGAUACUCUUCACCAGAGGAGAUGAUCUGAAGAAAAAAACUAUCGAAGAGUGGCUGGGACAUCCUGGAUCUCCUUUGAUGAACCUGAUCGAACAGUGUGGAAACAGAUUCCAUGUGUUCAAUAAUAAUGAGACUAGAGAUCGCACUCAGGUUUCUGAUCUACUGGAGAAAAUAGAUGCCAUGGUGGCAGCAAACGGAGGCAGUUACUACUCAUGUAAGAUGUUCAGACAGAUGGAGAGAGAUCUACAAGAAAAACUAUUGAACGGACUGAUGGAGAGAGUCAAGCAACUGAGCAGAGAGAGAGAAGAACUCAUGACCAAACAAGAAGAAGAGAAGAGAAGAAGGAAAGAGAAAUUGAAAGAGAGAGAGGCAAAUGAGAGAGAGAUGAGAGACGAGAUGAAAAGAGAACGAGAGACACUUAAACAUGAAUUUGAGGAAAUGAAGAGAGAAAACCAGAAAGUAAAAACAGAAAAAGAAAAUCUUCAGAGCAAAUAUGAAACACAAAUAGACAAACUGAUGAACAGAAUAGAGAAUGAAAGGCAGAAUCAUGAGAAAGAGAUGAAGAGAAGAGAUGAGGAAUUCAGUGAGAGAGAAGAACGACACAAAACACAAAUGAAAGAAAAAGAGGAGCACAAGAGAAAGAUGAGAGACGAGAGGAGAAGAGAACGAGAGGAAUGGGAGAAACAGAAACAGAUUAGUGAAGAACAAUAUCAGAGACUCAGGAGAGAAAUAGAGGGUCUAAUAGCAGAGAACGAGAGAAUAGAAAGAGAGAAAGCUGUGAAGAAGAGCUGGAUUGAUAUACAUGCUCCAGAAAAGUUCUCAGAGGUUGCAGCAUACAGGAGACUAGAAACACAGUUCACAAAGUGGUCCUGGAGUCUUCGGUGUGCCAUGAUGGAAACUGAGAACAAGCUACACAACAAAAUAGAAAAAGAAGCAACAUAUUGGGUUGAGGAAUCACAUGUUCAAAGAGAACUAAAAGAGAAAACUGAAGAAGUGAAAAACUCAAUGUCUGAGUUCUUUGAGAAAGACAAAGAUGCUGAUUUAGUAAUACAGUGGAAAGCUUCGUUUGAAAUCAAAAUCAAAGACCUUCAGGAAAACAUUGUGAGAGAAACGAUGAGGAAAUUAAAUGAGAUUCUUAAGCAGCGAGACCUGAAAAAGAUUGAUGCUAAGAGGACGCAUCAUGAAUUCAUUCUCUUUGAAAAGAGCAAAGAACUUGCUUUAAAACUCAAAGACAAAACAAGUGAUGAAGAAACCCUGAUGAUAGAGUUUGAUUGCUUCUGGAAAGAGUGCGUGGAUGAGAUCAUCAGAGACACGCCACCAAUAAAAGACAUUGACAUAUUAAAAGAUGUGAAAAUACUCUUCAGUGAAAUCUAUUCAAGAGCUCCGGUAGACUUCUGGACGGAGAGCAGAGAUAUUUUAUCCGUGCAGAGUUAUUCAGAUUAUGUACGAUUUAAGAAAUCAAGACCUUUUCUCUCCAGAGAAGCUAAAGAGAAGGCUGGUGUUGCUCUGUCUAAUGAGGAUGAAGCCCAGAUAAGAGCUUUAGUCAAUGACAUUGCUCAGCAAACAGACAAAAUGAUUGUUUCUUUUAACAUUGCAAAGACGGGCUACAACAUCAGCUACAUUCAUGAACUCACAGGAUACAUCAAGACAAGAUUAAAACAACACGAGGGAACAAAAGUCACGUAUGAGUUCAAGAAGGAACUCUUCGUGGAAUUGGUUUAUUUAGUCUGUAAGAGAGCAAACAAGACAUUUGCUGACAAACACAAACUGUUCAGAGAAGCCAAUGAUCCUGUGAUAUAUUUUGAGGGGAAGAAAGAAGAAUACUAUGGGAUUUUCCAGAAGUAUUGUCAUGGCGUAACGUCAGCUGCGAUAUGCAGCGAGAUCGUAUGUCGGAAACUGAAAGUGCUCGUUGAGCAGAGUGUCUACAGAAACACUGCCAGACGUUUGGCAGAUGAAAUGACAACAAACUGUGAAUCACUGAAUGGAAACAGAUCUUAUCUGGAGAAACACAUCCUGAAGACACUGGCAGAAAAAGAGCAUUUUGACUCGUACAUGAACUACAUCCGUAAUCCCAGAGAUCACUUCAAGAGCUUCAUCAGAGAUGAAGUCCGUCACUACAUCACUGAUCAGUUCAGUGUCAGUGUUCUUCCCAAGAUGGAAAUGAGCAUGAAAUUCCUGCAGCAGAAGAUCGUGGAAGCAGCCCAUGAAUCUACUGAACAUGUUCAAGUGAAUAGAGGAGAUGUUGAUUUGUGGCUGAAGUGUUUCAGACAGAAGCUCUCAGAUGUGCUGAUAUUCUCUGAAAGAGACCUCAGCGGAGUGAACCAUGAUGAUGUCGAUGAUUUCAACCUUCUGGAGGAUGUAAUAAGAAAAAAACUUCCUUCUAUAAUGUCUGAUAUAAACAGCGAGUUCUGUCCGGGAUCGUUUUCAGUAAAGCUGGACUAUAAAUACAGACCAGAUGAGAUUCUGAUUGAUCACUUCUGUCAGUGCUGUUGGGUUCAGUGUCCUUUCUGUAAAGCCACAUGCACGAACACAAUAGAGGACCAUGAUGGAGAUCACAGCGUUCCUUUACAUCGAGUGGAUGGAAUUAAUGGAAUAUAUUACAGAGGAACAACAAACCUAUCGAAUGGCAUCUGCACAACAGAAGUAGCAAGCAAUCAAUCGUUUAAUCCCAAAGACGCGGGUCACAGAAUCCACGUUAGAGAGUACAGAAGAGCCGGUGGAGAUUAUGCCGAAUGGAGCAUCACUCCUGACCUCUCUGAGCUGCCGUACUGGAAGUGGUUUGUGUGCAGAUUCCAGAAAGAUCUUGAGAAGUACUACAAUAAAACCUUCCAGGGGAGAGGAGAGAUUCCAGAUGAAUGGAGAAAAUACUCAAAACAAGUGGCUGUUGAGAGUUUAGAUAAAUACAUCUAAUGGAGGAUAUAAAGGAUGAGACUUUUAGCUCACCUCAGUUUUGAGGUUUCAUAGUGGCUAAAGCUCAAGAGCUGGUAAUCAGAAAUGGCUCAUUUCAUCCCAGCGAUUGGUGAGAAAUGAACCAAGACACUGAAGCACAGAUAACUGGAAAGAGCUGAACCUUUAAUUAUUGAAAACCUUUAAUCACAAGAUUAUCCAGAGAACUCACAUACUGAUAAAAUGCAUAUAUACUGUAAACACACAGUUUGUCAAAUGCAUUAAAUAUAUGGAUGUGGUGUCUCUGCAUCAUCUACUGGUUUUUGAAAAUUAACCUAUGAUGUAAAUGUAUUUAGCACUGUAUAAAUAUCACAUUCAAAUGUCAAAACUCACAUACAUAAUACAUUACUGUGUAACAAAUUGGUUUUGUUUGUUCUGGGAAGUGUUAUCUCCUAAAUGCUAAUGCCUCAAAAGUAUAGAAAAUGGCUAUUUUCCCUCAAACUUUGCUUUUGUGACCAGUACAGUGAUAUUUCACGAAUCAGCCCCCAAAUGUAGUCUCCCAUCAUGUUAUUGUUAUACUCUCUUUGGUAGCGGGAUUCAAAGUCCAGUAUAUCCUGAUGGAAUCGCUCGCCUUGCUCCUCCGAUUACGCUCCCAUGUUCUCCUUGAGUUUAUCAACAUGAGCAUCAAGGAUAUAGAUUUUGAGGGACUUCAGAGGUGGAGCUGAGGAGAGGAACCCAUCCUACCCCAGCCAAAAAGACCUCAUUGACUUGAUUAGAGAUCUUGGUCUCGCCAAGUCCAAUGCCAAGCUUUUGACGUCUAGGCUCAAGCAGUGGAACUUGGAUGAAUGUAUGCAAGUCACAGAUCAGAGGAAGUGUCACCAACCUUUUUCCAGCUUCUUCACCAGUCAAGAUGGGCUCUGUUUCUGCCACAAUGUGACCCCACUCUGUUCGAGACAAUCCGAAUCGCCUGUAACCAGAAUGAGUGGCGACUCUUCACUGACAGCUCAUUGUACAUCCAUCGACAGUCAAAUUAUAUUGUAGUGGCUUAUUUUUAGAGUUUUUUGGUCCAAUAAUUAGUACCUCUGUUUUGUCAGAAGGAAAUUUCUGGCCAUCCAAUCUUUUAUUUCAUUGAUACACUCUGCUAAUUUAGAGAAUUGUGAAAUCUCAUCAGGUUUUGAAGAAAUAUAAAGUUGGGUAUCGUAUAGGAGAAAAGCAGAGGCCCUAAAACUGAUCCCUGUGGCACUCUAUACUUUACUUUUGUUUGAUUUAACAAUUCCUCAUUUACACAUACAAAGUGGUAGCGGUCUGCUAAAUAUGAACUAAACCAUGCUAAUGCAACUCCACAAAUGCCAACAUAAUUCUCCAGCCUAUUCAAGAGAAUGUCGUGAUCUAUCAUGUCGAAUGUAGCACUAAGAUCUAAAAGCACUAGAAGAGAAAUGCAGCAGCGAUCAGAUGAUAAGAGUCAUGUGUAACUCUGAUAAGUGCAGUCUCUGUACUGUGAUGAGGCCUAAAUCCUGACUGAAAUUCUUCAUAUAUACUAUUUCUCUGUAGAAAUGAACAUAUUUGGGAGGAUACUACCUUUUCUAGAAUUUUUGAUAUAAACGGGAGAUUUGAAAUCGGUCUAUAAUUAGCAAGUUCUCCAGGAUCAAGUUGUGGCUUCUUAAUUAGCGGUUUGAUAAUUGCCAUUUUAAAGUUUCUUGGGACAUGUCCUAAGCAUAGCGAGGAGUUAAUGAUAUUAAGAAGAGGUUCUGAUAUUACAGGAGAUACCUCUUUUAAGAGCUUAGUUGGUAUAGGAUCUAACAAACAUGUUGUGGCUUUUGAUGUUUCGAUAAGUUUUGUUAGCUCUUCAUGACCUAUGAUAGCGAAGGAUUGAAGUUGCACAUGAGGGAAAUUAUUAAGCACUGUUUUCUGAGGUGCUAUGACAGAUGAUUGCAUAACUCCAAUUUUAUUGCUGAUUAUUUUAAUUUUAUCUGUAAUGAAAUUCAUGAAGUCAUUACUAUUGUGCUGUGAUGUAAUAUCUGGUUCUGUUGAGGCUUUAUUCCUAACCAAUUUAGCCACAGUACUGAAUAA